This is a messenger RNA of Oncorhynchus tshawytscha (Chinook salmon), 3854 nucleotides long. RefSeq names its product inactive dipeptidyl peptidase 10-like. The record is from RefSeq and is a predicted model, not a curated record. Bases 446 to 2812 code for a protein of 788 amino acids. Gene Ontology annotation, molecular function: serine-type peptidase activity; dipeptidyl-peptidase activity. Lineage: Eukaryota; Metazoa; Chordata; Actinopteri; Salmoniformes; Salmonidae. The transcript is spliced from 25 exons. Gene Ontology annotation, biological process: proteolysis.
GUUGCUCCAACAUGACUACUUACAGCCAUAGAAUAUUGCUGAGCCAGAGGUUACGACUGUGUCUUGAUUAAUUUCAGAGUUUAUCAACUGGGUUGGGUAGGUUACUUUCUAACGGUCACAAUUACCUGUCCAAAAUUGUAAUCAAUAACAUAACUUUUGGAUUAGCCAAACUCAGUAACGUAAUCUGAUUACUUUGUAAUCAGCGAGGAAGCAAGCAAAUGGCCAUAAACAGAACACAUACACUCCCUCCCGCGGAGAUACUGUAGAAGGAGAGAGAGAGAGAGAGAGGGAGAGAGAGAGGGAGAGGGAGAGAGAGAGAGAGAGAAAGAGAGCGAGAGCAUUUUUACUUGGACAACUUGUGAACAUCGCAAGUGCAUUCAUCCAGAUCAACUGCUGAAAGGAGCAUGAUUUAAUUCCAGGAAGAAGCUUGUUGAAGACAGCAAAGAUGAUUGCCACUACUCAACAGAACAUGGGCACGGACCUGGACAUGCACGCUUCAGCCGGUCCACCUCGGAACUGGAAGGGCAUUGCAAUCGCCAUGAUGGUGAUCGUUGGUGUUCUAUCACUGGUCAGCCUUUCAGUCAUCAUGCUCACACCUGAUGAGUCUCACCUGUUUCUGCGAUCCCGUCUCACCAUGGAGGAUCUGGAAAGUGAGAAGUAUACAGUUCACGACCCCUGUGUGACCUGGUUGGAUGAGAAUGAGGUUGCGCUCAGAACCAGAGAGGGUCAUGUCCUGUCCUACAGCCUCCACUCCAACAUCACAGCUACCCUGCUGGACAACAGCUCUUUAGAUUUGACUUACACAAAGUUCCAUGUGUCUGCAGACAAGAGGUUUGUCCUGUUGGCAUACAACAUUCAACCGAUUUUCUCUCAGUCCUUCACAGCCUCUUAUGCCAUCUACAAUGUGGCUAAAGGGGUUCUGUUGGAGCUUAACCCUCCAGCGGGGGAGAAGGCAUUGAUACAGUAUGCAGCCUGGGGACUGCAGGGGAACCAGCUGGCCUAUGUGUUUGAAGGCGAUAUCUAUUACCAGACAGAAGUGACCAGUAAACCUCUCCGCCUCACAGCUACAGGCAGAGAGGGGCUGGUGAUCAACGGGCUGAGUGACUGGAUUUACGAGGAGGAAGUGCUCUUGACUUUCUCUGCCAACUGGUGGUCGAAAGAUGGAGCUCGCUUGGCAUACCUCACCAUCAACAACUCUGCCACACCGCUAAUGGAGAUACCUCACUUCUUGGGCGGGGUCUAUCCCUCCAAUGUGUUCUUUCCUUACCCCAAGGCUGGCUCCACCAUCCCCACUGUCAGUCUGUUUGUGGUGAAUCUCUAUGGUCCAGCUCACACUCUAGAGAUGAUCCCUCCAGACUCUGUCAGGGCCAGAGACCGCUACAUCUCCAUGGUGACAUGGAUCAGCAGUACUCAGUUGGUGGUACGUUGGUUGAACCGGGCCCAGAACCAAUCAGAGCUCUGUGUGUGUGAGGCCACCACUGGGGCAUGCUCAAAGAAACACACAAUGGUCAUGGACUUAAUGCAAAACCAACGACAGGAGGUGCCAUUGUUUUCAUCUGAUGGCUCUUGGUUUUAUUUGACGUUGCCAGCCAAGCAGGGUGCCCGGGGGGAGUUCCGCCACAUUGCCAGUCUGCCAGCCCAGCCUGCCAUCCCCCCUGUCCCUCCUCGCUUUCUGACGUCCGGGAACUGGGAUGUCACUGUGCUGUGUGCCCUGGAUGAGGACAAUAGGAAAAUCUACUUCCUCAGCACAGAAGAAUCCAGACAGAGCAGACACCUGUACAGUGCGGACUUUGAAGGGAUCUUCCAACGCCAGUGUCUGACCUGCAACCUUCUAGAUGACUGUAGCUUUUUCAAAGCCGUGUUCAGCCCCAAUCAGACAUAUUUCACACUUUAUUGCCUAGGCCCUGGAGUCCCCAAGGUGACAGUACACAACACGAAGGACCCCUCCAGAUACAUAGUUCUGGAGGACAACACACCUCUCUCUGAGACCCUAGAAGGGAAGAGACUCCCAGAGACUGUCUUCAAGACCCUCGCAGCUGACAACCAUGAUCUACACCUGAAGCUGUCUCUGCCCCAGGGUUAUGAAGCCCACCUUCUCCCUCUACUCAUCAUUGUAGACGGAGUUCCAGGCAGUCAGUCGGUGACGGAGGAGUUUACUAUGGGAUGGCCUGAGGUGCUCGCCAGCACACAUGACAUGGCGUUAGCCUGGGUGGAUGGAAGAAGUGGGGUCGGCCGGGGGCAGAAGAUCAGCAGUGUGGAUCCCCGCAAGCUCAGCUCCCUCAGAGUCAAAGAUCAACUAGGAGUCGUAGAGUGGUUGAUGCAAUUGCCUUACAUUGACGAUCAGCGGAUUGCCCUGUAUGGCAAGGCAUUUGGUGCUUAUUUAUCCCUCAAGAUGCUAGCUGCGACUGAUCAGCUGUUUAAAUGUGCAGCCGCUAUGGCUCCCAUAACAGAUUUCAAACUCUACAGUGCUGCCUUCUCAGAGAGGUAUCUAGGUCUCCCAGCAAAGGAGGAGUACACUUACCUGACGGCAUCUGUAUUGGAAGAUGUUCACAAGCUUAAAGGCGAGAAUUUCCUCUUACUGCAUGGGACUGCAGACGCACGGGUCCACUUCCAGCACAGUGCAGAGCUCCUGAGCCGCUUGGUGAAGGUGGAGGCCAACUACUCCCUGCAGCUGUACCCAGAUGAGGGCCACAUCCUGAAGGAGCGGCGCAGCAUCCAGCAUUCCCAACGGACCUUGGUGCACUACCUCCAGACCUGCCUGAGACACAACCCCCUCCUGGCCUCCAUAGAGGAGCCAGAUGAGGAUGACUGAGUACUCCCACCUCUGGCACUGGAGAAACAUACUGAGAAGUGACGACUACUCAGUCAGACUACUACUAAACACUAGUCUCUUCCCACAGCCACUGACUAGACACAAGACCACGGGAGUGUGGACCAAGAAUAUCAGAUCAUAGCCUACUGUUAUCAGUUCACAGCAACUUUGGAAAUAUACAAUUUCUUCCCACCAUUGUUUGUACUGUUUGAAUUGUGUUGUCCCUGAUUGUUUACACUGUGUGGAUCCAUUAUCCAAGAAGUGACCAUGGCCAGGCCAAAUGUUGAUUCUUCUUAAAGUUUACAAAAUCGCCUGAACAUGCAUGUCGUAAUGGCUGCAUGAAGCGGAGUGGUUUACAAUGCAUUCUUCUAUGUUUCGUUAUCCUGCAUAUCUUAACUUUGCUUAAUUUAUUACAGCUAAAAUCAGCCUGCUACGCUGUUAUGUAACACAUAUAUGGUAUGGACUUAGUGUCACUUUUAAUGUGCCAAAUACAUGGUAUGUUUACAAGUGUAUUCACCAUGCCAAUUCAGAGAUGUAUCCGGACUUAUAGACUGUAUUUUCCAUGCCUCUUGCAUGAUUAUUUUCAACAGUUCCAUGUUGUAUUUGGUAACUUUGGAUGGAUAUAAUAAGAAUGAACAAACCCAACAAAAUAUAAUAUGAAGCACAUUUGUUAGAAGUUUAUUUCAGUAGUUAUGUUUUUGUUUUUUCUUAAAUUAAUUUCCUUUGACAGUCACGCAUACUUUCUUCAUGUGUGCUGCAAAAGUUUAACACCUCACUGAAAAGUAUACAUCUCCCCCAGCAACGUGGACUCCCAAUCAAAGUUGUGGAACAUCUAUGGUGCACUGCAUGUAGUCUGUUUGCAAUUGAAUAGCCAACUUUACAUUUUUCCUUUUUUUUGUUUUACUAAAUCCUUUACGAUAAAGAAUCAAUUCCUUGUUUUACAGAAAUAUUGUUGUGUGUGUUCCAUCACUGGCUGCUUUGGAGAGGAAAGGUGGAGCCUCGGCUAAAGUAUCAGAAUUGAAAUAGUGAAUGAAUAACUGUC